AUGUGGUUACCUUUUUACUUUUUUAAUCUAGACAAAGUGGAUUCUCUGGAGCUAAGCUGCAGUGUUGGCCCUGUAGAGGUGGUACUGCAACCUAACCAAUCUGUGGUGUUGGAUUGCAACCUGCCUGCUGUUGAUCAGCCUGCCAAUAUAACGUGGAAGGAAGAGGGAAUUCCUAUUGUGGAUCAAGAACACCAUCGUGUGAUUCCCAAUGGAUCACUAUACAUCUCAGAAGUAUCAAGGUCCUCUGCAAAUCAAGAUGGAGGCAGCAGUGAUAGGAGUUACACCUGCAUGUCGGAAAAUUCAUUUGGGGCCAUAACUAGUAGGACUGCCUUGAUCAGAUUCUCCACUUUGUCAGGAUUUCAUCAGCAGCCACAGUCACAGAUAGUGGAGGAGAAUGGAAUUGCCCGCUUUGAGUGUAGAAUUAAUGGACUCCCAUUUCCAGUUAUCACAUGGGAGAAGAACCAGUCAACUAUUCCAAAUCACUUAAGAUAUAUCGUCCUCCCAAAUGGAAUUCUGCAAAUUGUAGAUGUGCAAGCAGGUGAUGCUGGAGUAUUCCGUUGUGUGGCCACAAAUGUAGUUCAGACGCACUACAGUCAGGAUGCCACUCUCACUGUAUUACAAGGAUUUAAAUCAAUACCUGGAGAUGUAGUCAUCAUUGCUCAACCAAAGAAUGUUACUGUUAUAGCUGGUCAAACAGCCAUUAUGGAGUGCAUGGCGUAUGCUGAUCCAACACCAUUUGUUUCUUGGAUUCGGCAAGAUGGUAAACCAAUUGCUACUGAUGUCAUUGUGGUUGGAAGAACAAACCUAAUGAUUGCUCACACCCAACCACACCACUCUGGUGUGUAUGUCUGUCGUGCCAAUAAACCACGAACCCGACAGUUUGCCACUGCUGCUGCUGAGUUGCGAGUGCUAGCCCCACCAAUGAUUACACAAUUUCCUGAGACAAUCUCCCGGAUACGUGCAAGCACUGCAAGGUUUGUCUGCAAAGCCAAAGGGGAACCUACCCCUAGAAUUCGCUGGCUGAAAAAUGGAGAGGACAUCAUGUCUAAUGGCCGAGUAAAGAUCCAGAGCAGUGGCAGUUUAGUAAUUAAUCAGAUUGGACUGGAAGAUGCUGCUUACUACCAGUGUAUUGCCGAGAAUAGUCUUGGAAUGGCUUGUACUACAGCCAAACUAACUGUAACAGUUCGGGAGGGUUUGCCCAGUGCUCCCAAAAGUGUGUAUGCCACUCCUUUAUCGAGUACAGCAGUAUUAGUAUCCUGGGAGCGUCCAGAGUACAACAGUGAGCAAAUUAUUGGAUUCUCCCUUCACUAUCAAAAGGCAGUGGGUACAAACAAUGUUGAAUACCAGUUUGCAGUGAAUAAUGACACUUCAGAGCUUCAAGUGAAAGACUUGCAACCAGACACUAACUAUACCUUUUAUGUUGUUGCUUACUCUCAACUUGGUGCCAGUAGGACCUCACAUUCUGUUGUUGUAGAAACCAUGGAAGAUGUACCAAGUACUGGCCCUCAGCCAUCCUUGUCGAUUACCACCCUCACUGAUAUUCGGGUAACUUGGCUUCCACUCUCUCCAGAGCUUAGCCAUGGUAAAGUAACAAAAUAUCGAAUUGAUUACUGCAUGUUGAAAGAAGAUCAAAUUUAUUCAAUUGAAGUUGAUGGAAAUGAGACACAGGUCAUACUUCCUACAGUACAAUCAAAGAAAAUUUACAAAGUUCGGAUUGCAGCAAGCACCAGUGUGGGAUAUGGCACACCAUCAGAUUGGACCCAGCACCUAAUACCUGACAGAAAUAAACAAAUAAUGGUUCCAUUUGCUCCUACAGAAAUGAAGGUCAAGACUAAAGUAGAUUCUCUGCUGGUCACAUGGCAACCACCCUCAAAUCAAGUCCAGAUCCAGGGUUACAAGCUCUAUUACAGAGAGGCAGAUGCAGACGAUUCGAGCAAAGAAUUAAGUGAAGCUAAUGGAGACGAGCACUGGACGAAAGGACCAAUCCGACUUAGAAGAAAAAUUAGGCAAUAUGAGAUUACUGGAUUAGUGUCAGACAGACUUUAUGAAAUCAAAUUGAUUGCAUUUAACAAACAAGAUGAUGGAUAUGCAGCUGUAUGGAAAGGAAAAACAGAGAAGGCACCUGUCCUAACAUUAGAUUCUCCUGUGAUUCUGCCACCUCCAACCCAACUUCGGGCAGAACCCAAUGGCUCCAGAGCAAUCUGGUUACAUUGGACCAGACCACCAUUCACUACAGUCCAGAUCACAAAUUAUACUGUGCGCUGCAGUCCUUGGGGGCUCAAGAAUGCUUCUCUUGUGACUUACUUUACCAGCACUGUAGAAGAGAUUACUAUUACUAGCCUGAAGCCAUACACUAGGUAUGAAUUUGCAGUCCAAUCCAAUGGAUUUGGUGUUGAUGGUCCUUUCAGUGGCAUUGUAGAGGGAUCAACACUGUCUGACAAACCUUCCACCCCUCCAUCUGAUUUGAAAUUAAAUCCAAUUAAUUCCUACUCGGUCAGAGUUCGAUGGCAACCUCCAACUGAACCAAAUGGCAUUAUAAUUGAAUACAUUAUUUUGUACAAUGCCAACUACACACAACCAGAUGACCUCUGGAAUUCAUUGUCCAAGGAAGGCCACAUUUUCAGCACUGAUGUGCAGGGACUAGAAAGUGACACUCGGUACUUCUUCAAGAUGGGUGCAAAGACAGUUGUAGGAGUGGGACCAUUCUCCACGACAAAAGAUGUGCAAACUCUAGCUAAACGAAUAUUAGGACUGCAUGAUCUCCUUGAUGUACAUUCUGUAACGGGCAUCAUUGUGGGUGUCUGUCUUGGACUGCUUUGCAUUCUUUUCUGCAUCUGUGCCAGUUUCUGGAAUAAUAAGCGAAGAGAGUCAGGUCCUGAUUCCCACCCAACAACUGAACAUUCACACUAUCGCAGGGCAAGGAAAGCUUCUUCAACUCACAAUAUUGCCCUUCCCCAUGCACAUGAGCUUGAAACACUAAUGUCUACUCUGGGUGAAGAUCUAUCUCUGCCACUUACUGAGAAAACUGAACUCACUGAAGUGCAAAUCUUCAUGGAUUCCAGUCUUCCAGAUGAUGACAUUCAGAUUAAAUUAAAGCCUGCCUGGAAUGGUUCUGUUCAUCAUAAGUGGGCGAAUGAUCCAAUUUGCUUCAGCAGUGCAAUCCUUCCAGAUUCUACCCGUAAGACAAAUGAAGCACUGCGCUUUGACCCUGGUUCCAAUGAAGAUGAUUUACAUGGAAAUGUUGUUUUUGAUGGUAUUAUGGGUUCAACAAAUAAAGAAAAUCCUCAUUCGGGUUUGAAUCAAGUUGAAGCUGAAGUUAUUGUUCAUUCUGAAUUAUCGGCAUCAGAAAGAAAUUCUGUUCUUGAGGACCAAGAUUGGCAGGGUCAGGAAGGUCUUCAGAGUAAGUCCAUCACUGCUGAAUCCAUAGAAGACCUUCCCAAUGACGAUAUUACAUUACCCAGUGAGAACUGGAAGAGUACGGAAAACCUCGAGGUUGAAUGCACUGCUGGAACACCAGCUGAUGCCCAGAAAGAAGAUUAUCAGACCAAGUUUACCCUUGCUUUGCCUGCUACAGUGAGUCAACCUGUUGAGGUUUGCAAGAAUUCUUUGGCUCCUGUUGCAAAUGAAGUAAUGAACUGUGUCAAUGCAGAAAAUCACAAGGAUGUCACAGAGCCACAAGACAAUUCAUCGCUACAUUCUAAAGCUAAAAGCAAAAUGAAGACUGUUGAAUGUCUUGGGCUCAGCAAUGGUUUUCAGAGCAGUGAGGGUUGGCAAAGCUCAGUUAAUGGCUUCACAUUAAUAAACAGAAACUCUGAAUCAUCAUGCCCAAAAAAUAUAGAUAGUCCCCCUGGUAGAUGGCAGCCUUUGGCUACAGACGAGGAUGUCUCUGCUCGUCAUUUCAUUGCCUCUAGUAUCACUACUACCUCAGCAUCUGAGAAAGACUUGUGUCCAUAAUUGUUAACACACUACCAACUUUCCCAAAAACUGGAGUGAAUUCUGCAAUUACACACUCUGCGAGUGCCUAUUACCACAUCCACCAAGGAUCCUUGCACAGCACUGGGUCAGUAAAGAACCUGAGAUCAGUUACCAGGUUCCUGUACCCAGUAUUUUAGAUACAUGCUCCUCUGUGAUGGAAUGAUCUAAUUUUAUUUUCUGAGAGGACUUUCUCUUAUUUAAUAUUAUAAAGUGAAAUUGUAUGUUUUAGUGUAGCCUUUAUAAUACUUUCACCUUCCUUCAAUACAACAGAACUACCUCAAGUCUGUUUAAAAUAUUGAGUGGUAUUGUACUCCAUUAGUUUUGUAGCUUGUUUUUAUAGAUGUUUUAUUUUCAUUAUCUUUGCACAGGGUUUGUUCCAACUGGAAAGUACUUAAGCAACCAUGCUGAUAAAAUAUUAAAACAAAAAUAACUUUUAAGAAACAGAUGCACAUGCACCUUUUCAACCAUACCCCACUGCAUCUGUCAUACUCAAGAUAAAUCAGAUGUCACAGAUGUCAGGUAGCUUUGAGAGAGGUUUUGGAUAUAUACAUGACGGAUGGGAAAUAAGUUUUUUUCCUAUGGAAAGUGUGCCAAAUUGCAAGUUAUGUUUGUAUUUUAUUAUUCUGACAGAUCAGUGAUUUGGCUUGAAGGUGUGUUUGUAACUUAAGAAUAUGUGACACAUAAAUGAGAAAUUUCUUCUGGGUUUCUCCCUGUCUUCCACAAGUUUGUCAGAAAAUACAGAGAAGACAUGUAAAUGGGGUUUUCACCAGAGCUGGUGGUUGAUGAGGAGAAGCCACUGAAGAAAUUCAUGAUGCUGAUCUUUAACUUAUAAUGGAAAAAAAUUAUUUGCAGGAAACACAAUGUGGGGAGAAAAGUACUUUGGAUGAUACCUAUUUAAAUUUGAAACUCAAGCCUUACUUUGAACCCACCACCAUCCCUUAACUAUAAAAUGAAGGUUAAGCCUUAUCAGGACCCAAUGCCACAUCCUUGUGUGCAAUUGAAAAGAAUUCAUCACCACUUCAAAGUGAUAUUUUGUUACAUAAAAAUACAUAGCCUUCAUUUGUGUUUACAAUUUUGAGGUUGAAGACUGAUAAAAUAAUGCAUAUUUAAUGACUUUCAAAAGUGCAUCAACUACUGUUACUCAAUUUUAGGAACAUUGUACAUAAUUAACAGUUUUACUGUGUACAUAUUCUCUGUUGUCAUCUAUAUAGCAAAUUUCUUGUGUAUAGCACACACUUCCAUUCAUUGCAUAUAGCAGUAUAUUUUUGACUAGAGCAGCAUUGUAGAACAUCUGAUUUAAUUAAAAUUUAUCUACAUAGCUUAAUAUACAUUAUUUUAAAGUAGAUUAUGGCACAUGACACUUCUAGCUCAAUUAUUGUCUCCCUCUUGUCUUGAAAUUGCCAGCAAUGUGGCAUCUUGCACAACUGCCUAUUUAAAAAGUAUCAAUAGUCUAGUGUGUUUGAUGAUUACUCUAUUGUGGAAUACAUCUUAUUUUACCUCUGUUUGGGAUCUGUCUUGGAUACUACAGAGAUGUUAUGAGCCUUGGCACAAGAGAUAGAUUGAUUGCCCAGGACUGACAGACCAGACUCUCUGCAUUGAAUACUGAUACCAGCAGCUUUAUUGACUUGCAUAAUGGUGUUCAUGUUUGCAAAUAAUCUGAUCACCUAUUGUUGAAGUCUUACAAGAUAUUCCAUUUUGCAAAUGAUCUUGUGGCGUCAUAUGGUGCAAUCUGUUACGCCACAUCUUUCAUGGUGUUUGCCACUCUGUACAAUUACAUGUCCCCUUCUAGGUGAUGGCUAUUAACUAAACAUUUCAAAUAAACAAUACAUCUGUGAUAAUUCAAACAUUGUGCACUCCCAAUGGACUUAUGUUUGUGAUGUUGCCAGUGCCAUCUUGAAAUUAUUGUGGUGUUUAAACUCUGCUUCUUCUGUGACUUUUAUAGCCACAGGCAUAGCCACCCUUGUGGUAGAAUUUGGCUUUAGAUUUACUUACAGCUUAACUCUUUUACAGCUCCCUGGUCAAUUAGCUCCUUUGCAACUAUUGUUUCUUUUUGAACAAGACACAUGAACCAGUGCCUGUAUAUAUUGUUGUGGAGUAAAAGCUGGUGCAGCUUGAUGUAUGUGGCAUCCCUCUAUCUUGACAAUGCUGAAAUCAAAGGCUGACAAUUCCAAUCUCUUUUGAACUUGGAUUCUAGUAAUACUGCAGGUUAUUUGGUCAAGUAAAGAAAUAGCAUUAGAUAUUAAUUACUGAAAAUCCUGUAACUUAACUGACAUUUAUUUGCUCUUAAACUCCUACAUACAUUAAGGAGCCAUUAAUAGUUCCAUUCACAGUGGACCUACCAAAGAUUGGUAAUGGCCACAUUGCACCCAAAGAGUCUGAUGUCACCAUUUUGGAAGGCUAACCGAACUCAUUGGGCUGAGCUGAAUUUCGACCUACUGAGUUCUUCUAAAAACUGUUUUUGCUCCGGAUUCCAGCAUCUGUUGCCUCCUGUGCCUCCUAACUUUGGGUUUUGGUGCUUCAAGGUGACAGUUUAGGAAGAAUAUUAAGGUCUUGGAGGUGGUGCAGAAAUAAUUAAACAGAGCUGGUACCAGAGAUGAGGGACUGAGAGGCUAGAAAAGCUGGGAUUGUUCUUGGGACAGAAUUAAGAGAAGUUACAGGUGUACAAAAUCAAGAAUGGUUUUGAUAGAAUAAGUGUCUUUCCCUUGAUGGGAGGAUUGAUGAGUAGAUGUCACAAAUUAAAGGUAACUGGCAAACAAAAGAGGUGACAAGAAGAAACUUUCUUUAUAUACAUGUUACAGCUGAAGGGGAAAUAUUUGCUGGGGGCAAGUGCACUGAAGUGGGAUUAAUACAAAACUCCACCAAAGAGCUAUGGUGCACUUAGUGACCACCUCCUGUAUUGUGUCCUCCUGAGAUGGCUACUACCUUUGAACAUUACCAGUAAUUAAUGAGAACUCCAAAGGUAAGUAGUCAUUUUCUAGCAUUCUUCUAGAACCCUGAUAGAUGCAUAAUUUCACAUUUCUAUCUCUGAGCGCUGAUAGAUGCUUCCAUGUGUGUCGGCUAAAAUGUUGGUACUGUAGUAUAGUGUCCUAUCUUAAAAGUAUAGUCAAAAUUCAUACAUUUUUUGGUAUUCUGUGUGUCUACAUUUUAUGAUUUCCCCUCUUCUUGCAUCUUGUCUUGUGUAAGUGCUGUGAUCAUGACCGAGACAUUUAUUUUUGGUCAAUAUUACAGAGAUGUUUUAUUUCAUAGAAGAAAUAACUGUUGGGAUAUUCAAAACCAAAUUGCAGUGCUGUACGUGGAUAUUCGGAUUGCAAACCAAAAAUUAUACCCAAGCUCAGAUAUAGCCCAACUUAAUUGCAGAUAAUAUGUUUACUUCGAGGGGCUGACGGAAGUCUCAAGAAAAUCUGCCUUGCACUUAAAUGAGUUUUGUGUAUUGACUAUUUUCAUUUGGUGGAAGGUAACUUGGACUAGAAUCCUUCUUAAAAGUACUUAUUCAGCUGGCAAAUGACUCAUGAAUGGGUUGCUUCCAGGAAGCUGGGUAGAGGGGAUAAAUUGGCUGAUGCUAUUUUAGUCUAUUUCUCACUUAGAACAUGGAAUUUGUGUCUCUUCAGAUGAGUGCUGAUUCCUGUCUUAUCAUACAAAAGUUAUUUAUUGAUACUGGUCUCUAAUACAAUGGUAAUUGAUUUAUUAUUGUCACAUACCGAGAUACAGUGAAAAGCUUUUGUUUGCAUGCCAUCCAGACAGAUCAUUCCAUGCAUAAGUACCUCAAAAUAGUCCAAAAGGAAAACAAAACAAGGUAAAUCCUAUGAAUAAUCCAAUUAAAAUAACCUUCACUUUUGACCUGGAGAACUGCGUCCUUCCUUAUCAAAUCAGACAGAUUUGUUCUCUGGAAAACAACAAAUCCUUUUGCAGCCACUCUAGUGACAGUUGCAGCAAGUUAUUAGGGGUUAUCCCAUAUCCAUCCACACAAUGCUGGGUUCAAACAUUUGGUAUUAAGUUGCAGGUGGAAAGUUAUGAACUGUUGCAGAUGUAGGCAGUACUUUCAAGGCUGCAUCUAGAAGUUACAAAUGCAAUAGUGAUUUUACGUAGAAACUGCAAAUUGAACACCAAUGCUCUAUCGAAAAUUAGAAGAGGUGAUGAAUACACUGUUCUUUCAGAAGCCAACUUCUGUAUUUCAUGCAUAUGGACUAUUGUUUCUUUUUUCCACUUGAGGCUACAAACCUGAAAGCGAUUUUGUUCAGACCAAUAUGUUAUAGACAGAUUUUAGGACAUUUUCAAAAAAUGUGCAUGUUGUAUAUUGCACAUUAUACAAGUUACAUAUUAAGUUUGAAACUUGGUUAUGUCUGUGCCAUAACCAAGUUUCAAACAGUUAUACUCAUGAUGGCAGCCUUGUGUUGCACGUUUCACUCACUCACCAAUGUGUAGAGAAGAUCAUGCUGAAUCUGCUGAUGUACAGUAUGUCCUACUUGUGCUAAGUUUGCCCUUAUACCAAUUAUAUAAAUAGUUCAAUCUUUAAUGAAAAUCUUUAAUUCUUGCAAAUUAGUCAGUUGCGGAUAUCUUCUAAUGUCCUUUUAGUGUGUGUUCUCAACAUUAAGAGGAAGAUCAAGAGAAUUUCUGUUUUAAUGAUGAGUUGAUGGCCUGAUUAAACCAUGGGCUUGGAUUA
Molecule: messenger RNA, 8635 nt
Organism: Pristis pectinata (smalltooth sawfish)
Lineage: Eukaryota; Metazoa; Chordata; Chondrichthyes; Rhinopristiformes; Pristidae
Gene: igdcc4
Product: immunoglobulin superfamily, DCC subclass, member 4
Exons: 19
Coding region: 1-3954 (1317 amino acids)
Biological process (GO): axon guidance; cell-cell adhesion
Cellular component (GO): plasma membrane; axon
Molecular function (GO): protein binding
Source: RefSeq, a predicted model, not a curated record